Molecule: messenger RNA, 2795 nt
Organism: Diatraea saccharalis (sugarcane borer)
Lineage: Eukaryota; Metazoa; Arthropoda; Insecta; Lepidoptera; Crambidae
Source: the annotation of a GenBank genome assembly
GCAUUUGACCAGCGGCCGGCCGCGACGUACGCACGGUCUUCUACCGCCAAUAAAAUAACAGUUCGCAAAUCGAAUAUAAAAUGAGUGUACGCAUUAUGGCUAAAGUGUUUGUUGCUCUGUGUCUGUGUCUGAGUGUCAGUUUUGUGUCGUGUCAAUACGGUUUCUUCCCUUCACGUCAAGAACGUCGACAAGAUGGAUCUUUUGGACUUAACUUCUUACCUGAUCCUAGUCGGAUCACGGCACAACUUGCCGGCAUACUACAUUUGAGGCCUGAGAACCAGAACACUAACCCAGAAUACGUGUACCCCUUCAAACAAAAACCUGGCAUAACUAACAACAGACGACCAGAUGAGUAUCACCAACAAAAUGGAUAUGGACAAAAUCAAUACAAUAAUAAUCAGUAUGGACUAGACAAUCAGUAUAAUCAAUAUCAGAAUCAGGGGCAACAAAAUCCUAAUCAAUUUGAACAGAACACACAACAUAAUCCUAACCAAUUUGGUCAAGACAGUCAAACAAACCAGUUCAGCCAAAAUAAUCCGUUUGCACAAAAUGUACCAUUCGGACAGAGUGUUCCGUUCGGGCAAAAUGCUCAAUCCGGACAAAGUGUUCCGUUCGGACAAAAUGUACCAUUCGGACAGAGUGUUCCGUUCGGACAAAAUGAUCAAUCCGGACAAAGUGUUCCAUUCGGACAAAAUGUCCCAUCUGGACAAAAUGUUCCUUUCGGACAAAGCGUUCCGUUUGGACAAAAUGUUAAGUUUGAACAGAAUAAAGAAAAUACACAACAAAAUCAAGGUGGUCAAGUAGGAUUUCCAACGUCAGAUUCCACUAAAGUAAACUUCGUGAACAAUUUUAAUGAGCCUGAUCCAUCUAAUGAUGGACAACAAGGAAAAAUCAGUGAUGGAGAUGCUUAUUCGAACAAUUCACCAGUAAACUUCGGACAACAGACUGAACUGCCGCAGUUGACUCCUGUGCCGACGUUCGAGAAACGGAACAACUUUAAUUUCGGCUCGGCGGGAAUAUUCCAACAGACAUGCCAGACAGUAGAGAAAGGUGUUGGCAACUGCAUAUCCCUGCUGCAAUGUCCCAAGUAUUUGCGAAUUCUGCAGGACUCCAGAGCUAAUGCGAAUGCCGUACAGAUACUGAGAAGAGCACACUGCGGCUUUGAUGGCAGCAAUCCUAAGGUAUGCUGUCCUCUCCAAGGUAUCCCCACUGCACCGCCAGUUACCCCAGCACCAGUUAUCACUACGACGACGCCAGCGCCGAGCCCAACCAGCAAAACUAUUGGAGGCAGCGAUUUUGUAGACGCCCUGCCUGAACCACCAGUGUGUGGCAUCAGCAACGCCUCGUUCAGCAGGGUCGUCGGAGGAGUCAAAGCUAAACUUGGUGACUUCCCCUGGAUGGCACUGCUGGGCUACAAGCGACGUACCGGUGCUGGCGCUAGAUGGCUCUGCGGCGGCUCCCUGGUCACAAAUAAACACGUACUUACAGCUGCCCAUUGCAUACAUGGACAUGAGGAUGACCUAUACGUGGUCAGAUUAGGCGAGCUCGAUCUUGAGAAAGAAGACGAAGGUGCGACCCCUGUGGACGUACCAAUCAAGACUAAGAUAAAACACGAGGAUUACAGCGCCACAGCCUUCACUAACGACAUCGGCAUACUCGUGUUAGAAAGAGAAGUCACAUUUACAAGUUUGAUAAAGCCCAUAUGCAUACCGAAGGACAGUGAAUUAAGGGCGCGCUCCUUCGAGGAUUACAACCCUAUCAUUGCCGGCUGGGGAGACACAGAAUUCCAGGGUCCAUCUGCGACGCACUUACAAGCUCUCCAAUUGCCGGUAGUGAGCAACGACUUCUGUGCGCAGGCGUAUAUUAAUUAUAAGAUGCAGAAGAUCGACGAGCGGGUGCUGUGCGCCGGGUACAAGAAGGGAGGCAAGGACGCGUGCCAGGGUGACAGCGGUGGUCCCCUCAUGCAGCCCAUUUGGAACGACGUGGAUUAUACAACGCACUUCUACCAAAUCGGUGUAGUGUCAUUCGGCAGGAAAUGUGCCGAGGCGGGCUUCCCUGGAGUCUACAGCAGAGUCACAUACUUCGUGCCUUGGCUGGAAGAAAAGCUAUUAAACAAGGCUGCUUGACGACAAAAUCAAAAUUAUGAAGGACAAAAAUUUAUGACUACAUGAAGUGUAAUGAAGUGAUGUGUUAUCAUGUUGAGUUAUGUCACAGUAUAAAACUUACAGUGGGUCAACGUCUUUGAAGUUGCGUUAAAUGCUUCUUUUAUUUAGACGCUCUUUUUAUCUGAUUAAAGCUUAAAGCUGAUUGCAGAUAAAGGAAAAAAAAUAGAAGCUCUUUUGUCGCAAAGUGAUCCAUUUUUACUUUUCCAUUAAGCCUAUUUGAUAUUUACUUACUGUUUAUUAUAAUUACUAAUAUUUACCAGUGAAAUCAAGUUUACUGUCGAAGAAACUUUGGAGACGAGUAAAGUACUUAUUAGUUACCUUAAAAAAUAAGAUUUUGCUCUUAAUAUUUAACGUGUAAUAUUUGCAAGAAAAUAAACGUUUAUAAUAAUUAUUAUAUAUAUUACACCAGAACUAACAAUUAUGUGUCAAUUAACAUGACAUUUUAUAAUAGCAUUUAGUUAUAAUACAUUUUAACUGUUAAAGUCAAGAGUUAAUGACUAAAUUAACUGUUUAGGAGAUUAAAAAAAAUGUUGUAAAUUAAUUUUAUCAAAUAAUUAUGUUGUUAUUUUAAUAUUACUUUAACAUUUUUAUAUGACUUAGCUAUUGUUACAUAACCAGCAUUUACAAUGU